This is a messenger RNA of Plenodomus lingam JN3, 483 nucleotides long. RefSeq lists its product as uncharacterized. NCBI's taxonomy places the organism in Eukaryota, Fungi, Ascomycota, Dothideomycetes, Pleosporales, Leptosphaeriaceae. Gene Ontology annotation, cellular component: prefoldin complex; cytoplasm. The record is from RefSeq and is a predicted model, not a curated record. Gene Ontology annotation, biological process: RNA polymerase III assembly; protein folding; RNA polymerase II core complex assembly.
AUGGCCUCACAAAGCAGCGCCCAACCCGGCCAAAUCGAAAUCACAAGCCUCCCCCUCCCCCAACUCCGCGACCUAAAAUCCCAGCUCGACGCCGAACUCACCCACCUCUCCAACUCCUUCACCUCGCUACGCACCGCGCAGUCCAAAUUCCGCGACUGCCUCUCCUCGCUCGCCAACGGCAUCAACACCAACGCGGCCGCGAAACCGCUGCUCGUCCCGCUGACCUCGUCGCUCUAUGUGCCGGGCCAGCUCACAGACGCCGAGCACGUGCUCGUCGAUGUCGGGACGGGAUUUUUUGUCGAGAAAGAUGUAAAGGGCGCCGAGGCGUUUUAUGAGCGCAAGGUCAAAGACCUGGGGGAGAGUUUGAGGGAUCUCGAGGGUGUGAUUCAGGGCAAGGCGCAGAAUGUUAGGGUGGUGGAGGAGGUUAUGAGGGUCAAGGUGUUGAGUCAGCAGGAGGAUGAGGGCAAGGGCAAGGGGAGUUGA